AUGAAUCAAUUGACAGAGAGUUUUGCUGCAUUGAAAAAAACGGUGGAGAAAAAUGAGGUGCAGGCAGAGAAGAAGUACACAGAUUUGCUGAAGAACAUGGAGGAAAUACAGAAGAAGAUGGAAGGGAUGCAGACUAGUAGUGACGUUUGCAAUUGCGCGUAUUCGGCCCGAUGUUUAUAUGAAUUGGAUGUGUAUAUUAACAAAAGUCUGAUUCAUUUAUAUGGUACUUGUGGGUGUCUGGAUUUAGCACGGAAAAAAUUUGAAAUUAUGCCAGAAAGGAAUGUGGUUCCACGGAAUGCCAUAGUUGAUUCUUGUGUUCGGUUAGGCGAGUUUGAUACUGCAUUAAAACUAUUUGGUGAGAUAUUGAACAUGUUUGAGCCUGAUGGGCACAUGAUGCAGAGUGUUAUUAGUGCUUGUGUUGGUCUGGGUUCUAUGUCUUUGGGGAUGUGGGCUCAUACUUGUUUGUUGAGAAAGUGUCGUGCUGAAAUGGUUGAUGAUGUUUUGGUGAACAAUUGCUUGGUGGAUAUGUAUUGCAAAUGUGGGUCAUGGCAAAUUGCUCAACAAAUCGUUGAGAGGAUGCCUAAACGCGAUGUAAAUUCGAGGAAUUCAAUGAUUUUGGGGUUAGCCAUGCAUGGGAAGGCUAAGGCAGCAUUGGAGUAUUUUGACCGUAUGGUUGGGAUGGAGAGGUUUGUGCCUGAUUUCAUCACGUUUGCCUGUUUUCUUGUUUCAAUUUCCGGGAGUGAAUGCAUGCAGGAAGUGCAGACGGUGGAUGAGGUGUGA
Messenger RNA from Alnus glutinosa, 780 nucleotides. Its product is annotated as pentatricopeptide repeat-containing protein At1g59720, chloroplastic/mitochondrial-like. The transcript has 3 exons. Lineage: Eukaryota; Viridiplantae; Streptophyta; Magnoliopsida; Fagales; Betulaceae. Bases 1 to 780 code for a protein of 259 amino acids. The record is from RefSeq and is a predicted model, not a curated record. Gene Ontology annotation, molecular function: protein binding; RNA binding. Gene Ontology annotation, biological process: RNA modification.